Messenger RNA from Salarias fasciatus (jewelled blenny), 4893 nucleotides. RefSeq names its product RALBP1 associated Eps domain containing 1 (gene reps1). Lineage: Eukaryota; Metazoa; Chordata; Actinopteri; Blenniiformes; Blenniidae. The coding region runs from base 609 to 3065 and encodes 818 amino acids. Gene Ontology annotation, molecular function: protein binding; calcium ion binding. Gene Ontology annotation, cellular component: plasma membrane; cytoplasm. The transcript has 19 exons. The record is from RefSeq and is a predicted model, not a curated record. Gene Ontology annotation, biological process: endosomal transport; endocytosis.
UGUGAACGGAGCUGUAUUUUACUGUGAAGGGCCGAACCGGAAGUGAGCUGGUGACUCCGGUGGCAGGAAUGGCGGCUAUGAUUACCAGAGGAAGGAACCCAAAGACCCCGAAACUUUACUUCUGACGGCUCCGCGGAGGAAUUCGUGCCCGGGCACACAGAGAAACAGUCUCCCGUGAGGGAUUGGAGGGAGAAGAAGUGCUGCGACGGGCGGUUCCGGCGCUGGAUGUGCGGGUCGAGGAGGUGGACGCACUUUGCGACUCGCUCGUUAGCCUAACGUUGCAGCCGCUGACUUUGAUUCAAGGUAGCAGCUAGCUCCCUGCUCCACUGGCUUUGCUGGCCCAACAAGUUAACUAAGUGUUUAACUGCGGCGAGGCACACCGCGUUUGGGUCUCGGAGCUGGGCUCGGUCCCGUUUCUCAGCACGCCGUACCCGGGUGGUUCACGGGGAGUGAGACAACAAGUCGACAUUAUUACCGUUAGCUAGCCGCUGACGCUAGCUGAGUUGGGAUCCUGAAGUCUCGCCCAUAUUUUGGAUCCUGCCCCAGCCAUUGGCUAAGGGCUAACCAACAGUCAACUAGUCCCGUUUUCGGGUUCAAUUGGUACUACGAUGGAAAGUCUAACGCUGAGUGAUGUGGAGCAGAAAUAUUACUCGGAUUUGUUCGUCUACUGCGACACGGACAACACCAAAAAAGUGGCUUCCAACGGGAGAGUUCUUGACCUUUUCCGGGCGGCCCAGUUACCCAGCGAAGUUGUCCUGCAGAUCACAGAGUUAUGUGGAGCCACUCGGCUGGGUCACUUCGGAAGGAGCCAGUUCUACAUUGCCUUGAAGCUUAUUGCCAUUGCCCAGUCCGGGCUGCCUCUGAGGGUGGAGAGCCUCAACUCGGUUAAGGACCUGCCGCUGCCCCGGUUCGUGGUGGGGAAGAACGAGGCGGAGGCGCGGCACGCGGCGCUCUACCAGGAUACGGACAGCGGGGGUUUGUAUCCUGCCCCCGGUGCUGCAGUAAUACCCCGGCCACCUGGCAGGGGUCACCAGAACAAGAAAGGCCCUCCCACCUCCACCUCGCUGCCGGUCCACGAGGUCAUCCAGCCCCUGGCGCCCAGCAUAGAGCCACAGCAGCCAGAAGCAACCUCCCCAGUCGUCUCCCCUCACCAGUCCCCUCCCACAUCCCCUCACUCCUGGAGGAAACACAAGCGGCAACACAGCGGCGGAAACGUGGACCGGCAACCGGUGGUGGCUGCGACCGGAGCUGUGUGGACGCAGUUCAGAGAACAACAAACAGGAGCAGGGACGGGUGACGGCAUGUGGCCGUCCCACUCGCCGCCGCCUCCCGGCCAGGAGAGCUGGGUCAGUUUCACAGCGGACACGCCGCCUUCCAGCACGCUCCCAACAAUGCACCCCUCAUCAGUCCAGGAAAGCACAACAAUACGAACCGUGGCCUCGGCUGCGACAAACAACGAGAUCCAGCGGCAGUCCAGCACAUACGACGACCCGUGGAAGAUCACAGACGAGCAGAGGCAGUAUUACAUCAACCAGUUCAAAACCAUCCAGCCGGACCUCACGGGCUUCAUACCCGGUUCAGCAGCAAAAGAGUUCUUCACCAAAUCAAAGCUGCCAAUUUUAGAGUUGUCCCAUAUUUGGGAGCUGUCAGACUUUGAUAAAGACGGAGCUCUAACCCUGGAUGAGUUCUGCGCCGCCUUCCAUCUGGUCGUAGCCAGGAAGAACGGCUACGACCUCCCCGAGAAGCUGCCUGAGAGCCUGAUGCCAAAGCUGAUUGACCUGGAUGAUUCAGCAGAAGUCCCUGAGCAGACGGCGGACGUCGGAUACUCGGCGUCACCGGUGGAGGUCACCCCCAACAAGUCUCCCUCCAUGCCUUCACUAAACCAGGCCUGGCCGGAGAUGAACCAGAGCAACGAGCAGUGGGAGACGUUUAGCGAGCGCUCCUCCAGCUCACAAACUCUGACCCAAUUUGACUCUAACAUUGCACCAGCUGACCCUGACACAGCCAUCGUCCAUCCUGUUCCCAUCCGGAUGACGCCCAGUAAAAUCCACAUGCAGGAGAUGGAGCUGAAGAGGACUGGCAGCGAUCACAACCACCCGACCAGUCCUCUGCUGGUGAAGCCUCCAGAAUUGUCCGAAGAAACCAAACUACCCGCCUCCAUGAAGUUUGUAGCUGCCAACACCGUCGGUGACGGUUACAGCAGUUCCGACUCCUUCACCUCAGACCAGGAGCCAAUCACUCGGCAAAGGUCUCAGUCGGGUACGUCUCCAGAGGCGCUGAAGGUGGUGGCCCCGCCCCCUCCUCCGCCCCGCCCACACCCGUCCCACUCUCGCUCGUCGUCCCUGGACAUGAAUCGCACCUUCGCUGCCGCGGCCGCCACGGGACAGCAGCAGCCUUCCUCCAUCGCGUUCCCCCCCGCGGUGCCUCCUCGACCACUACCCACACAGACCUCAGUCCCGCUCACUGGGCACAGAGUGGAGGCUGACGGCGUACCCGGCGGAGGAGCGGUGCUCACCACCACCUCCCCUCAGCAGAUCCCCCAGCAGCCCAACUUUGCCGACUUCAGUCAGUUCCAGGCCUUCGCGGCGUCCGAGCAGCCGUCCAGCCUGCCGGAGGUCGACAAACACGCCGAGGCGGGACAGGUGGAGAAGACAUCAGAGGGCGCCGGCCCUUUAAGAACAGUGAAGAGUGAUGGUCAAGCAGACGAGAGACCGUCAGCGACGGUCAACUCGGUUAAAGCCGGCUCGUCAGGUCCUCUCGCACCUCCCCCUAAACCGGUCCGGCGGAGGUUGAAGUCCGAAGACGAGCUUCGACCGGAGGACGAGCAGCACGGUCCACAGAAGUCAAACGUCAUCGCCGCGGUGCUGGCCACGCAGCCGUCCAUCCCCAGGUCAGUCGGAAAGGACAAAAAGGCCAUUCAAGCUUCAAUCAGAAGAAACAAAGAGACCAACACAGUUCUGGCGCGACUCAACAGUGAACUGCAGCAACAACUGAAGGACCUGCUGGAGGAGAGGAUAUCACUAGAAGUCCAGUUGGAGCAGCUCAGACCUUUCUCUCACCUUUAACCAACACGCCGAGCGAAUCUCGGCUGUAGUUCAUCGGAAACAAGGCUUUGGCCCUUCAUGGCAUCUCCCCCCCCCUCCCUCCUCCUGCUCCUUAUUUUUUUUCACUCUCUCUCUCUCUCUCUCCUUCCAACAUGGCGGCUUUCUUUGGGGGGUCGCAGGCCCACCGCAGAGCGUUCUGUUCAUGCUGUCGUGCUCAAUCACACGCCGAUCGCUCAUGAACCGGACGGACCCGAGAGCACAGUCUUACCGACGGGAGGAGGAAACACGAGGGGAUUUUACAAACUGGCACUUUUCAAUGUUUUUCUUUUUUUUUUUUUUUUUUUUUUUUACAAAGAGAGUCUAAGGUGACAGCGACCGCAAGCUGAGACGGUUCGGAGCGACAAACCAGACGCUCCAACUCUGAUCUGAAGACAAACUGCUAGUGUCUAAUUACUUUACUCUCAGAAUGACUGAAGGUGUGUGUGCUAAGUGUGUGUGUGUGUGACUUUGUGUCUUCCCUGCAGGCUCGUGCUCACAUGUUGGGCUCGCCACACCAAACUCCCCUUGAAAGGCAGAUUUAAGAAGGUGGUGAUUCAAUGGUUUUUUUUUUUUUGCUUCUUUCUUAGCUGAAGUCUGAUCUGCAGUAGUUUCACAUUAAAUCCGGAGAACUGCCGUUGCUUCGAUGUGAUAAUUCUAAAAAUUAAAACAAGCUUAGCAAUAAAACUCUGGCUCCAGCCGGUCUAGUCCUUUAAAUCCAGCGUCCAAACUGGCAGAUCGAUGAGCAAACACUGCACUUGGUAAUUAACUACAAACCAUCUCUCUGGGUACGACUGGGACUCACUACUGCCACCUGAUGUGUAAACGUGGCAUUACAACAGAUCAGAGGUAGAAAAUUGCACUUCGUGAUGCUUCUAGAUUGGACUUGGUAAACUGGUGAGCCGCCGUCUUUGAAAGUUCUCACGUUACAUGUAGCUGAGCCUUUUCUCUUUGUCCUGAACACAAAAACGUAACAGAAGCUAUCUGAAGACUAAUUAAUACCUUGAGUUCACCUCAUCCAGUACAGAGGCUUGAUGGAGUUUGGUGACGUCGUCUUUGUUCAACAUUCUGAGUUCACUCCUGCACAGGACUUUUGCGCGUGUGUGUAUGUGUGUGUGUGUGUUUGAAAAGCCACUUGCGGCUAAAUAAUCACGGUGAAGGCUUUUUUUGUCUCGCGAAUCCAGCCCGCCUCCUCCUCCUCCUUAUUACUGCCCCUACAAACCUGUGUGUGUUUCGAAGCAGUGAAUGAUGCCGGCGUGUUUCCUGAUCUUGUUACAGUGUUUGAGGGUUGAUGUUGACUGAAUGGUUGAACUUUAUGCCAAAUGACUGAACUCUCACUCUGCUCUCUCAUCUCCGCUCGGGCUGUCUGAAGAAAAAGAAGAAGAAGAAGAAAAAAAAAACCCAUCCUCCCCUCCCUUCCUGCAGGUCUCUCUGUGGCUCAGCUUGUCUUUUCGAACCACAAAAUGCUGCGGUUAUUUGUCCGAUCUUUACUGUACGGAGAAGUGUUACCACACUCACUUGAAGGGUUGGAGGACAUUCCAGCUGCUCGACUGCAGGAGGAGGCGGUGCCCAUGAAGAAUUGCUGAUUUGGAGAAGAUUUUUUUUUCCGGCGGUUUCUCUGCAGCACAGCGACGUGCACAGGUCCGAAGUGACGGUGCAGGCAGAGUUUGUGUUGAUUUUUGUCUGUCGGGCAGUCGGCACUAUGCAAGUAGGGGCGAUACAUCCUCACAGACCAACUAUACUUAGCUGUACUAUGAUAGUAGCAACUGUGUGAACAGUAUACCCUGGUCUUUGUAUCGUAGAUCUUCCAAAA